UUCUGGGGCUAUGGGUGUGUAUAUGUGUGUUUCUUGAAUCGAUGAGGGAGUGAGCGUCUCACUGCUCUCAUUGUCUUACAUGUAAGGCUGAUGAGAAGAACCAGUCCUUAGGCUGCCAUCUGCCUGAGCUUCUCUACACAGACAGGCUCUGGCCAGGUAUCUCGAGGACAAACCUCUACUGGAUGUGGAGCCGCUGCAGGGUCCUGAAAGAUGGGAAGCUGAAAAUUAGGCUGUGAAUAAGGUCCAUUUUCUAAGGAAUCUCUUCAGCUUCCGUCUGGAUUACCUGCCUUUGUGAACACCUACUACCCAUUGACUCUGUUCUUAAUAGAUGGGUUCAGCCUUUAAGAGAUUCUGCAUGCAGUUCUGCUGCUGCUGCUGCUGUGCUGGUGACGACGACGACGAGGAUGAAAAGCAGCCAUUAGUACCUCAGGAUCCGUUGGAGUAUUUUAACCGUGAAGUCCAGAAGCGUCGAGAUGAGGAGACCAACCUUUGGAGUGAGCCAGGAGACCCCAGCCACUCGGAGAGAGAUGAUGACCGGGUCCUUUACAGCCUGCUGCAGGCCAGGAACAAGACCCGCAUGGGAUCCUCGGGCUACCGCCGUCUUAGUGUUGACAUUGAGGCCAUGAGAGAUACCCGUCGAGAAGUCAGAGACAAAUGGCAGACGAUCCUGGAGAACUUAGGUUUCAUGGCGGAGGCAGAGUCUUUGCUGACAGUGUCUGCUGGAGCCUCACAUGACCGCAUGCGUAAUGCCCCAGCAGCACGUGCCCUGCUUCAUACGCUCCACUCUGAGACUUCCAUCUUUAACUCCAAAGAACCACCACCAGAAAGAUAUCUAUUCAUCCUGGAUCGUCUCCUGUAUCUUGAUAUAGGUGAAGAUUUUUUGGCAAAGGCAAGGCGCUUCUAUCCUCCAAGGGAUGAUUCUGACGAGGAGACCCCAGGCCUUGCCAUAAACCUGCCGCUGCUGCUGGCCAGGGUAGAGGCCAUGAAUGGACAAGCCAAUGAAGAAGAAGAUGAGGAUGAAAGUGGAAGAGAAGAUGGAAACUUAAGUGACAGAUCGUAAUAUCUACUGGAUGCAAUAAUAAUAGAAGCAAGGCAGGGGGCAGUAGUCAUCAACCAUGGAGACCUGGAUGACAGGGUUGCAUAGCUCUUACCUUUAAGUGUCUGUUGCCUCAUACAGUGUUGCUGCUGCUUCUUGGAGGUUUUAGGCUAAACAAUUUCUCCUUUCUCCCACAGCUGCUCAGCUUGAGUCUUAUUCUGUUUUCUCUUGUCAAAAUCUAAAAGAUUUUCAGGUAAAUGUUACAGAGGUGUUAACGGUCUACCACAGAGUUUUAUCAAGUUCUUAUCCUGUUCAAUUUUCAGCUGUUGUGAACCUUCAGGGUAGCGAUGUUCCUUUGAGCAGAGCCUCUUUAUAUUUAGUCCUAUGAUUAUCAGCACUCAUUUCAUUCAAUCACAUGAUCGGUAACCACUCUGAAUAGAUAGCCCAGUAAACUGAUGUCAGGUUUUUCUUAGUUUCACAAGAAUGUGUCUGUAUACUUGAUACUAUAAAACUCAUUAAAGUCUGUAUUUGUCUUAAACAUUUUGGAAAAUAGCAUAUGGAAAUACAAUGUAGUUGGUACUGUAUGUUGAACUUUUAAAAUGGCUGUAUGCAAUGGCUGUAUUCAGGUGAUGCAUAAGGGUGUUUUUUUCCCUCCAGUAAUUUACUGAAAACGUGAAAGAUUUCCAAACUCAUGUGGCAAUUUGUGUAUGUGUUGUGGUGACCAGUUCAUGAUGAAAUAAAGCUCCAGCCUAAAGCCC
This is a messenger RNA of Siniperca chuatsi (mandarin fish), 1794 nucleotides long. It is a transcript of the gene mreg, whose product is annotated as melanoregulin. The record is from RefSeq and is a predicted model, not a curated record. The transcript is spliced from 6 exons. Lineage: Eukaryota; Metazoa; Chordata; Actinopteri; Centrarchiformes; Sinipercidae. Gene Ontology annotation, cellular component: melanosome. Bases 329 to 1060 code for a protein of 243 amino acids. Gene Ontology annotation, biological process: melanosome transport.